AUGCCCUCAAUAACAAAUUCAAGCUCAAAGAAGCGCAAAGUCGUAAAGAGCACCGGUGCUCCUUCUUCGAAACGCCGCGCUGUGGCUGAAGAAGAUGUCUUUUCGGAGACAUUGUCAAAGGUUCAGCAACUGGAGGAGCAAAUUGCGGAGUCUCGGAAAUAUUACAACAAUAUCGCAACACUCCUUUCCAUGUUGAACGUGGACAAUUCCGCGAAGAAACCUGAGCUGGCAGUCGCCGUAUCAUUAUGCCGUGUGUUCAGUCGAUUGAUGGCAGCUGGCAACCUCUCUGAAAGCAGUCGCGAUGCCGAAAAUGAGAAGCUCGUGGUGGCCUGGUUAAAGGAACGAUGCUCGGAAUAUCAGAACGCGCUGCUGUCUAUCAUCCGCGAGGCUGAUUCCACCUCUCAGGUCACCGCUCUUACACUCAGUAUGCGACUUGUGAAAGAAACAGUGAGCCACAUUGAGGGAGCCAACAGCAGCGUUUGGUCAGGUCUCUUCAGGAAUAUUAUCGAGGCCCUUGUGGAGGCACGAGAUGGCGAGGAAGUUCGCGGUGAAUUCCUCACCAAGUUUGUGAAGGAGUACGAAGACAUUAGAUUCCAUACUUUUGCGCAAAUAGCGGAAUACGCCGGCACGCGCCGGAAAGCCGAUAUCAUGGAAAUUCUCAUCUCUCUUCUCUCAGCAUGCGAUGAAGCCCCGGGCUCCGACCAUCAAAUCGAUGUCGAAUCUUUCUUCGCAGUUGCCGAUCCAAACAACAAGCGACUCCGCACAGUACACGGCCACAAGCGGCGAGCACAGGACGCGUGGCUUGCUAUUCUGCGCAACAACCUUUCCCAGGCCCAGCGAAAAGCGCUGCUGCGUAUCAUGGUGCACACCAUCGAGCCCUGGUUCACACGUCCUGAGCUUCUUAUGGACUUCUUAACCGAUUCUUAUAACGAAGGCGGUGCCACUUCGCUUCUCGCUCUAUCCGGUCUCUUCUACUUAAUUCAAGAGAAGAAUUUGGAUUAUCCGCAAUUCUACGCGAAGCUUUACUCCCUCCUUGACGCAGACCUCUUGCACUCCAAGCAUCGAUCACGAUUCUUCCGCCUCCUGAACACCUUCCUCGCCUCCACCCAUCUUCCGGCUACUCUGGUAGCAAGUUUCAUCAAGCGACUCUCGCGUCUCGCACUCAAUGCGCCGCCCUCGGCCAUCGUUGUCAUCGUGCCAUUUAUGUACAAUCUUUUCAAGAGCCACCCCACCUGUACUUUCAUGAUGCACCGCGAAAUUCGUGAUAAAGAUUUUGCGGCGGAUAUUGAGAAGGAGGGCUACGAAGAUCCAUUUGAUCCUCUUGAGGCCGACCCGACUCGGACCAACGCAAUCGAAAGCAGCAUCUGGGAGAUCGAGUCACUCCAGUCCCACUACCACCCGAACGUUGCUGCGAUCGCCAAGAUUAUUUCGGAGCAAUUCACGAAACAAGCCUACAAUUUGGAGGACUUCCUCGAUCAUACCUACCAAGGUAUGGUUCAAGGUGAACUGGGCACUGGCGAAAAGCCGCUACGGAAGACCCCCGUGGUGGAGUACCAAAUUCCCAAACGCAUCUUCACAGACAGAUUGCUGCAAGAGGAUGGAGGUCUGGAUUCAGGUGCCGGCUGCUUCAUGCGUGGACUUUGGGAUUUCUCUUAA
Penicillium diatomitis is the source of this 1656-nucleotide messenger RNA. RefSeq names its product ribosome biosynthesis protein NOC4 (gene noc4). The coding region runs from base 1 to 1656 and encodes 551 amino acids. The record is from RefSeq and is a predicted model, not a curated record. The transcript has 3 exons. Gene Ontology annotation, cellular component: small-subunit processome; Noc4p-Nop14p complex; nucleolus. Gene Ontology annotation, biological process: ribosome biogenesis. NCBI's taxonomy places the organism in Eukaryota, Fungi, Ascomycota, Eurotiomycetes, Eurotiales, Aspergillaceae.